Molecule: messenger RNA, 985 nt
Organism: Puntigrus tetrazona (Sumatra barb)
Lineage: Eukaryota; Metazoa; Chordata; Actinopteri; Cypriniformes; Cyprinidae
Gene: gjz1
Product: gap junction protein zeta 1
Exons: 2
Coding region: 126-827 (233 amino acids)
Biological process (GO): cell communication
Cellular component (GO): connexin complex
Source: RefSeq, a predicted model, not a curated record
GUUACAGACUAUAUAUUGGGUGAAGCUCAAAAUGACAACUUCAGCACUGAACGAACACACAAAACCUUUGUUCCAUAUAAAAAGAUACUUUAUUUCUGUAAAGAAGACAUCCACCCUAGAGAGCAAUGGCAGCGAUAGUUACCGGGCUCAUCCCAAUCCUCCGCACUGCAGUGGACUCCACUGCCACAUAUAAAGGUCGCACCAUGUGGUUCGGUUUGCUCUGCAUCCGCCUAGUGACCGUCUUUCUGGCUCAGUUUCCAUGGAAAAGCCUAAAUGAGGAUUUCGACUGUUCCAACAGAAACACCUUCUGCACUAAAGCUUGUUUUAAUAAACACUUUGACAAUUCUGUAGUGAUGGCGUGGCAUUUCCUCUUCAUCCUCCUUGUGCUCUCAGUCCUUCUCAUGGAGCUAUUUUCCUCCCAUCUUCGAUCUUCAUUCCAGAAGAAAAGGGAGAAAGAAAUGGCAUCUCAAAGCGAACAGGGAGCGGUCACUGAUCCCACCACGACUGUUGGUGGUAGGAUGAUGAUAGACCUCCACAAAAGCAAAAGCAGUGUUGCGGUGUACCUGUUCAGCAUCGUGCUGCGGAUUGCAGUGGAACUUUUGUUCGUGUAUGUCUUGUUCUUCUGGGUUCUGCCCAAACUGGAUGAAGAGCCGUUCCCUUGUCAUGCACAAACCUUGGGCAACUGUUCAGUACAGCAUUGUGUGGUCCGAGGGGCAGCAGAAAAGAGAAUGUCUGUCUAUGCUUUGCUGUUUAUGUCUGCCCUGGUUAUUAUAACAAGUGGUCUGUUCUGUCUCUACUCAAUAGGCCAUUAUCUCUGUAGUGGUUAAGAAAAGAUUCCCAUUGAACACAAGCAUAUGGAGUAGCUUUAAUUCAUGUUAAAUGUUUUGUUACGGCUUACAGAUGAAUUUUUAUUCAGUAUGAUAAAAUGUAACUGUUGUUUAAAUGUAACUUUGCAAUAAACCAUGAGCAAAAAUUAGCCAAGGAA